CUACCAUGCCCAUGUGCUACCCAGCUAAACCAAACAUAGGGCCUGGUGGCCCGCUCCUUUGAGUUACCAAGCGGGUCCUACACCACGGCAUCCCAUCGUUGCAUCGCUGAAUGUUGACAUUUCAGACGUACCGCAUCGUACAUUUGUAUGCCCAUACCAUUCGAAAAAAAGAGUAUCCAAUCCAUUCCACUCCUCACUACACUCACCGAUCAAUUCAUGCAUUUUACGUUGGGCCAUAGGAUUUGAAUAGAUCGCCUGCACAGUGCACCUAACAAUCAACAAAACAAUCGUCGCUAUGGAGAAAACUCCAGAAUCAUUGGCGCAAGAGAUUGCUGCUAUGAGAGAGCAGUUGAAUAAAGUCAGCAAAGCAAUUAAUGCGUAUGAAUCAGUAGCUACUGGAAAUUUCGACAAGAAGGAUACUCAAUCCAAGGGAGAAAUCAGCCAAAAGCAUGUAGAACUUUUCAUGGAAACGGAUAGGCUGAUGAAGAAAGUGAGGGGUCCUGUUGAUAUGGUAUUUUCCAAUUUUGAAAAUGUAAGUCUAAAAUUGUCUUGCAACGAAAAAAUAUAUAUUGGUUUCUUCAUGGAGGGUAGUACACAUCACGAUGAAGAUUGCCAUCGAGUAACAACAAUAUGUGGGUAGAGCAAGGGUAAUGCAAGCUGACCGAAACUUUGUCACAUGUGAAUAGUCAGUGCAUUCAGGAACAUUGAGAACAGUUUUAGAAAUGGGUGUGUUUGAUGCUUUACCCAUGGAUGGAUCGUCAUCAAGUGCUACAAUAUUGGCCGAGAACCUGGGCGUAGAGAAGGAACUGCUUGGUAAGUCUUUGCAUUCCCCUUCCAGAUAUAUUCGUCAACUAAGUCUGGGUAAGUUCGAUUCAUGCGAGUACUCACGGCCGCCGGACCAUUCGCGGAGGUAGGGGAAGAAGAAUAUGCCCAUACACCAUACUCAAUGGUAUAUAUGGCCCCUGAGUUUAGGGGAAUCUUUAAGUUAAUGUCAGGAAACCCGCCCCGUCACAACCCAUCACAGCCCAUUACUUCAUUACUAUGCCAAUUUUCGUUAAGCACUCGUGUGAAAUGUUGCGCAAGUCACCAUUAGCCUUUCCUAAUGCGAAGAAAAUAGGUACGACGAAUACAACCUCGCCAACGCUCGAAUGUAUCAAUUUUUCCGCGAAAAUGGCUUCAAGAGUCCAGAAGAUCACCACGUCAAUCCAUAUUGCUUCGCUCACCAAACUGGCGAGAAAAAUAUGUGGGAGCAUAUCGAAUCGUCCCCAGAGCGCUUUCAAAAUCUAAACCUAGCCAUGAUGGCUCAGAGUGUAGCCACAAAUUGGACUGUUGGAAUCUUUCCAUUUAGAGACACGCUAAAAGAGGUCAAAUCCGAUGAAGAGACUGUGCUAGUCUUAGAUAUAGGUGGUGGGAGCGGUCACGUGACUAAACAGAUCAUGGAGUUCGUCAAGGGAAUUCCAGGAAAAGUGGUUCUGCAAGAACGAGAUGAGUUGAUUGAUGCGGUUGCUCAUACAAUUCCUGAAGUCGUGACGAUGAAGUAUGAUUUCUUCACACCUCAACCCAUUAAAGGUAUGGUGGAUCGCUCUCUUGCUUCAUGAAUUCUGUGCAUGUCUUGUAUGCGUGAUUGCUGAUACGAAAAAGGAGCCCCAAUAUACUAUAUUCGUCGAUGCUUGCACGAUUGGCCAGACGCUGAUUGUGUACGGAUCCUCAAAGUGAUCGCUGCUGCAAUGACGCCAGAGUUUUCAAGGCUUGUAAUCUCCGAGAUCGUUCUUCCACCAAUUGCGGCAGACGUCGAAGCAAGCUGGAUGGAUGUAACGAUGAUGGCGCUAAGCGGUUGUGAGAGAACGGAAAAGCAAUGGGUGACUUUGCUAACUCUUUCGGGCUUGAAACUCAGAAAGAUUCAUCAUGGUCCAGGGACAAAUUAUGCCGCAAUCGAGGCAGUCCUAGCGUAAAUACUUGUGGUAAUUCCGGGCAUUUAGGUUGCUAAAUCAUAGAGGCUGCCGGCAGAUAGAAGGGUGGUAUAUAGUACAGAGUAUAUAAAAUACAAGAGACUAUGCUGACUCUAAGUAUGUUCCUGCGAGCCAAACGAGUGAACAACCUGCUAAAGCCCAUGCGCCCACAGCUUUCUUUCCCCACCAAGAAUUGUCUACUUCUACCUUUGCAGCAC
Molecule: messenger RNA, 2167 nt
Organism: Sclerotinia trifoliorum
Lineage: Eukaryota; Fungi; Ascomycota; Leotiomycetes; Helotiales; Sclerotiniaceae
Source: the annotation of a GenBank genome assembly